Molecule: messenger RNA, 5092 nt
Organism: Astrephomene gubernaculifera
Lineage: Eukaryota; Viridiplantae; Chlorophyta; Chlorophyceae; Chlamydomonadales; Astrephomenaceae
Source: the annotation of a GenBank genome assembly
GCCAAACCAUAGGUUGAAAUUCAAAACACGCCUAUUCCUGAAUUCGCACUGCUCAUCCACAAGCGUUUCUUGCGUUUCGGUGUCCCUGCUGCGAUUUUCGCUGGGAUUGAUCACCGGGAUACGCCGAUAGUAUAAUAGGCAUCACAAUAGUGAGAGCUGGGGCCUCUUGGCGAUAGACUGCAUGCAUACGUUCACGACCUGCGGUUGACUUGCGAAAGUUUGGAAAGGAAGCAUGCAAGCCCUGUGCCCGAACAAGGGCCGGUGGCGCUCCUUGGAGCUAUUUACUUCGAACAGGCAAACCUGGGGGCCCGGCCAAAGGCCGCCUCACCGCCGACAGGGCUUCGCUUACCCGCCGCUAGACCUGGUUUGCAAGCGGCCCUCAAUAAACGCACCUUUUUAUGGUUGUGUGCACGCUCAACCUUCAGACCGGUUAUCGUUGUGCGCCCUGGCCGCUGCUAGUAAACCAUGCCUGCAGGCAUCGCAGUCCUUGACGCCACCGUUCCAGUUGACGGACUGCGGGUCGCUUCCCUCGGCAGCCGACGUCCAGGAGAUGCUGCCCAACCUGACUCCCAAGCAGCUCGCGGACGCCGUGUGGUGCUUCGCGCAGCACGAGGUGAAGCCCACUCCGGAGCUGAUGCACGCGGUGGCGCAGGAGAUACACAGCAAGCUGCUGCAGUUCAGGGCCCAGGACCUGAGCAACACGUUGUGGGCCUUCGCUAUGCUCAAGUACCAGCCCACGGAGCAGUGGUGGCGCGAUUUCGAGCGGCAGGUGUACGGCAACCUAACCGACCUAACCGACCGGCAGUUGGCCAACCUGCUGUGGGGCUUUGCGGUGCUAGAGCGCCGCCCGGCACCCGAGCCCUCGUCUGCUGCUGAUGCUGCUGCUGCUGCUGCUUCAGGGACGGUCGCGGAGUGCAGCCCCGCCUCCCCCUACUGCCCCGAUCGGCCCGGCUGGGUUCUGGGUCCGCUGCUGGCUCGCAGCUGCGCGGGCGGCUUCUCCGGCUUCUCCGCCGGCAGCCUGCACCUGCUGGUGUGGUCGCUGGGGAAGCUGCACCACGCGCCGCCCGCCGCCUGGCUGGGCGGGUUCCUGGCGGCGGCGGAGGCGCACUUCUUCCGAUUCACGCCCACGGAGCUCGCCAACAUUGUCUGGGCGCUGGCAAAGCUGGGCUCCUCCGUCCCCUCCGCCUGGCUGGACAAGCUGCUGCUGGUUGCGCAGUGGCGCUUCCCCUCCUUCCCCGCGCGCCUGCUGAGCAUCGUUGCGUGGAGCACCGCCACUCUGUCGCACCGGCCGCAGCAGGAGUGGCUGCUGUGCUUCGAGGAGCAGGUGCGCGCCAAGUUCCUGGACUUCAGCGGCCACGAGCUGGCGUGCGUGGCCUGGGCGCUGCGGCGCUUCGGCUAUCCCACGCGGCACAACGCGGUGUUCUACAUGCUGCAGAAGCAGCAGCGCUUCCUGGACGCGGACUUUGAGGUGCUGUCCAACCCCAAGCUGCUGAGACAGGUGCUGGGGUGGAAGGGCGAGGAGGCGGAGGAGGCGGCAAAGACAGGGCAGGGAGAGGGGGAGGAGGGCGGCUUGGGAUAACACUAGCAGCAGCGGAAGGGAGGCGUCUUUGUGGGAUCAGGGCGAGAGGAAGGGAUUGCCUUGUUGGUGCUGCAUUGCUACUUCUCAUGCAGCAUCAGAACGUGUGUUGCACAAGCGUGCAUGGCAGGAGGCGCAAUGCCUUGCGUUCCGGAGAGGGUAUGGGGCUGUGUUGGGAGGGCCUUAUUUUGUUACGCAGACCAAGAGCGUUGUUGUCUUUUUCCUCGUUGCGUCACAACCCGGUGCGUUUCAAUCAUCAUUGGUUGCUGGCCCUAGGCCGCGGUUUUAUUGGGAUUCAAAAUCGGUUUGAACUAAAUGAGGAUGCCCGGUUCCGGUAAACCACGCCCAAACAAGGGAUCUUCCAAAAACGCGAGGGAGCGUGUAGAGCCUCAAGACGCCGGUCGCUGCACAUGUCUGUGUGGCUUGAAGGAGUUUGCGCUUUGUGCUUGCGUGAGCGUGAGGCGUGGAGGUAACGGACAGGCCCUUGUCGCGGGAAGCGAGAGAGAGGGAGAGAAAAGGCAAGGAAGAAAACGAGAGAGACAGCUGCGAGUUGUGCAUGGCUUGGUUGCAGCUGCAGCAGUUGCUUGUGAGGAGAGGGCGCCAGUUGUUUGGAUGCAUGGUGGCCCGUGUUGGGAGGCGGUGCAGGCUGACAUGGGCUCCUGACUUGCCUUUCCAUGUGACCCAUGGGUCACAUUGUUGAGCGGUAUGAUUUGGGUUGCAAAUGGCCAUGGGCCGGUGCCGUAACGACCUAUGUAGGUUGUUAGUUGUGUAGAUACGGUAGGUAGGUAGGUAGGUAGGCGUUUGGGAUUCAGCACAGUGGGAUUGGUGGGCUUUUGGCUUCUUGACGAAUUGCGUUGCAGUCAUUCCAGUAUGUUUUCGUCAUCAAGAUGGCGCGUAGCAGAUACAAGGGAGACGUACUUUGGGGUUGCUGGUAUUGUUUGGGUUGAGUUAGAUGCGUUGGUAAGGAACUUGAAGCGCAUGGGUAAGGGCAGCCGGCGGCCGACUCCUGCAUUUGAAUAUGCAUUUUCGCAGUAGUUUACCAGUUCCUUGAAUGGCGCUCGUUUUCAGAAGAUUGAUACUGCGUGUGUGUGCUGCUGUGUGUGUCAUUCUUUCUGUUCAUUGUUGUAGAUGGAGGGGCUCUUUCUGGUGUCCCACUGCUCCUGUUGAGAAUCAAGGGGCGAGGAAGAAGCUGCUGCAUGUCUCGAUUAUAAUAAGAACUUCUUUUGGGGGAGUGUUGGAAGGCUGAGCUUGUGACGCAGCAUAUUGGGCCUUGAGCCACGCUGCAGGGUAGCCAGACUUCAGCCGAGCACAGAGAGUGGCUAACAGAUUGAGUUAGCGCCUCAUUUGGCGCCCAGGAUGUAUAAAAGAGCCCAAGCUGUACUUUCUGUGUUGCUUGUGUGUCCUUGCGUGUCAUUGCGAAGAUGGGUUAUGUGUUGGGAUUGCUUUUGGGAUUGCGGCGGUGGCUUUUGUGGGACGCAUCCGGGCUGCACACCCGCGACUGAUCCUGUUGUGUCGCAAGCAGAUGGUCACAUGGCGGAGCCGCUUCUUUCCUGUUGAAGUCCGCGCAUCCAUGGAAGCCCCCAUGCAUUGAGCGGCGCAUGAUGGAGAACGGCCCAGAAGCGAGGGUUGUGGGUCGUGUUCGACCGUGCAGGCGCGGUAUUGCGCCGAGGGGGAGGGCGAGCAGCUUUUUGAGAACCUUGUUUUGCUGCUGUUGCUGCUGGCAGAGGGCUGGGCGGGUCGUUUGCGGUUGCGGUUGCGCUGCUUCUGAAGUACUGAUGCAAAUCGUCAAGUAGGUAUUCUGGUUGUUGGCGUUCCCGCAGCAUUCCGUCAUCUAAAAGCAGAAGAUUUUUUACCUCGUGGGCAUGCAUGCGGAGCACACGGUAGUUUCUGGGCUGAUAUUGUGGUUAUCGGUGGACCGUUAGCCAGGGGUUUGGCUCCAAUCUCAUCUGCAAGGGGCUCCAGUGAGACCCUGUGGCAUGCCCUGUGUUUUCCUUCUCCCAUGCGAGUGAGUGAAUGAGAGUGAGUGUAUCUCCGUUGUUCGUAGCGCUUUAGGCCUUGACCGUAUGAGAUGUCGGUAGUGUCGAAAGAGCAGUAUGAACGCACCAAAGAGGCAAAGGGUCGCGGAUCAAAUUGCAAACGCGUCCCCUGGCUUAGGAAAAUGGAGUACUACAGUUGGUUAGAUUCUGGUUUGCUUGUUGGAAAAGAAAGCAUAACUUGUUUGCGAGAGGAGUGUUUAGUUGCCCAUCGUAUCUCGUCAUGUAUCAUCCUGGGUAUUGGAGACACCACAAAGAAGUUUACGGAAUUCCUUGUAGGAUUUUGUGUCUUGGCACUUGGCGAUGGUUGGCGGUAGGCUUUGGGGCGCGUAUCCGGUGCCUGCCGUUUGACUAGCAGCGUUUAGCAGCAGUGGCAGUUUAGCUGCUGUCGUCGUUGCUGUCAGGCAACGACCUCGAAUAUUCUCGAGCGCUUGUUUUGGGGUUGCACACUAGACGCUACGCCCAUGCAGGCUAAGAGCUUUGUUGCCUGUCUUUCAGCGGAUGCUUGCGGGCAAUCAACGCAAGGCGCUUGCAAUUGGCCUGCUACGCCGGCCGAUGCGUUUUUUUGGUGUGCACGCCCCUGCGUUGUCACUCAAGCGGGGCUAGCGUGUACGGCGCGUCCCGUAUUUUUUCGUUGGGGUUUUAUGCGUUGCCUUGAAGGGAAGGAGGGUCGGGAUAAUGGUCGCGGUGGCACGGCUGUUGCGUAAAUCAUUUGAAAAAGAUUCUUUUGGGAAACGGUUAUCCGGGGAGGGGCUGCACGUUGGGAAAGCCGUAGCAACGGAGUGCCCAUCGCCCGUGCGGCUUUCUGGCGUCGUGCAUGUGCCCUGUAGAACCGUCGAUACAGCCUUCUGAGCAGUGAAAACUCUCGGGAGUCAAGGUACGCCGGCUUCGCCCCAUCCUAAAGUUCGACUGGGCCUGCGCCGGUUCCUGUGUUUCACGACGUGGCCUAUUAAAUAUUUCAAUGGUGCCGUACUGGCACCUUUUUAUAUGGUUGGCUGCCCCUGCCCGGGUUUCAUUUGCAAUUCAACGCGAAGAAGAUUUUGAGUAAAACGGUAGGAGGACUUCAGUAGUUUAGCAUGGUAGCUAAGACCGCUGGGCCAUCGGGUUGUUACCGUUUUAACGCACUCAUCUAUCGCGGUGGUGGUGGGCGUUCGACAGCGAAGCAUGGGAAAUGCGUUAGAAGAAAUUUGCACCUUGCUGGCAGCCUAUGCAUCUACUUGUGCACGCUUGGUAGGUAGCGGCGAGGAUUUGUUUUGCUCCGCAUGGCAGGGAAUCUUUCGUGUGUGUUAUUGCUUUGGGCAUAUUGUUUUGGCCUGCUUGUUUCUAGCACGUGGUUGCAAGUGAGUGACGGCCUCAAUUGUAUCAUUCCACACGACGUUUUCCGUGGAAAAUUGCAGUUACCGGUAUCCUCGGAUUUGCUACUGCUGCUGCCACGCUUGUCAUGCACCUAGCGGUCGUGUGGCGCUUUAAAACGGUGUGUUCC